Molecule: messenger RNA, 1658 nt
Organism: Centruroides sculpturatus (bark scorpion)
Lineage: Eukaryota; Metazoa; Arthropoda; Arachnida; Scorpiones; Buthidae
Product: DNA damage-regulated autophagy modulator protein 1-like
Exons: 9
Coding region: 336-1214 (292 amino acids)
Source: RefSeq, a predicted model, not a curated record
GUACUUGUUCUAUAUUUCUCCAAAGUCUUUGAAUUUUAUUGUACCUUUGACAUAAUUGUUGGAAUGUAAAUAAGAAGGGGGGAAAUGGGUUCAUGUGUCAAUUGCUGAAAAAAUUCAAGUAGGUCACUAUUGCAAAUGGAUAAAGUAGAAGUUUAUAUUGAGUUUCUCUCUAUGUUACUUUAGAAGUAACCAUGGAGGUAAAAUUCAUUCUGGGAUUACUUCGGAUACAAACAGCAAACCUGCUGUCCUUGAAGUCCAACAACUGAACAGAAAUUUUUAAAUGCUGGUUUUCAAUAGAACAGACAGUUCAUAACACGCGCAGGUAAAAAUUAAGAAUGGCAAUUAAAAGAUUAUAUUUCCUGCCUGCUCUAGUGGCUGUUAUUCUGCUUGUUACAUUUAUUAUCACAUACACUAUAGCAGUUCUUUUGGAUCAUGCAAGACCUUUCUUCCCUUAUAUCAGUGAUACAGGAACCACUCAUCCAGAAAGUAUGAUAUUUGGACAAUUUUUGAAUGUAGGAAGUGUAUUUAUUUUUUUAACUAUGUAUGUGAGAUAUCUUCUUGUGAAUAAAAAAUAUCUACAUGAUCCCAAUUUGCCAAAUUAUAAAAAUGUGAAACGUUUUAAUAAAAUUAGUCUUUGGUUCGCAUUAUACACUUCCGUAGGAGCAUCAUUAGUCGCAAAUUUUCAGGUAACUGUAGCACUUGUACCUCACAUGAUAGGAGCUUUUUCAUGUUACGUCGGAGGAACGGCAUAUUUUACCUUACAAGCAAUUAUUUCUUAUAUGACGUGCCCUCAUAUAAAUACACUACAAAUGGCUCGAUUUAGAUUAUUUUUGGCAAUUUUAAGUAUAUUUGUAUCAUCAAUCUGUGGAUUAUUUGGAAUAAUUUCAUAUUUCAUGUUUACUAAGUCAAUUAAAGAUAUGCCAAAGUGGGCUCCAGGAGAGGGUGGCUAUGAACUACAUAUCGUAAGCAGUUUGUCAGAAUGGGCUAUUACUAUGCUGUUUGCAAUUUAUUUCUUCACGUUUGUUAAAGAUUUUAAAAAUGUUAUUGUUACGUGUCCAAAGCUUGAACUCGUAAACCAAUUACCUAAUCGUUCGUACAAUCCUUGUACAAUAAGUACAGUCGACCGUACAACGAAGAAAGUCGAAGAAGAUAACAAUAAGAAUAUAGCACUUGCGGAGAAUAUAUCUUUAACUAAUCUCGUUCAAUCUGUAUAAAACAAAUACUGAAAGUAUGCUCAAUUUAUGCACAAGAAACUUCAAAAUGUAUAUAUCUUAUAUCUCUCUGUUGUAUUUUUUUAUUGUAAAUAGCUGUUAUACAAAAUCUCAUAGAUUUUAUAUUGCAGAAAAUGCAUUAAAUGUAUUAAUAAAAAACUUUAUUUUAAAAAUAUUGUGUCAUUUUUAAGAAUUAAAAAUUAAAACACACGCGUAUUUAGUACUUCUGUUAUUAUUAUACAGGGAAUCCCGUGUAAAAUUAGCUCCAUUCACCGAAUGAUUAAAUUAUUGAUACCAAUUACAUGACCCAUUUCAUUUGAAACGGGCCAUGUCAUUGGUUUGCUUGUCCAGUUGUGUAAAAACAAUUUUACCAGACAACGGGGCCAAUAAUUUAAUUAGUGAGUGGGACCGGACUUACGUGGACACCCUAUAUAUAAACUUGUAGAU